AUGGAUACAAAAGAGCCAUCUCUCAAUACAUUCGUCAAGAGACACUCUGAGACACAUUUUGCUAAUAUCAAAUAUGGAUACUAUGUCUUGGUAAUAUCGCUAGUUUACCUCGUGGGGUUGGUACUUCUAAGAGCGUUUGGGACAAGAACGGCUGGCAGGUCAGGAUCACAACUCAGGAAUAAAGUCAUUUAUCGGAUCUAUAGCAUAGAUCCUGCAAUUCAUUUGGCUAUAUUGUUUCUCGCACUCCUGGCUCCCUUUUACUAUCAUUACUCCUUGACCACACAAACUGCUGUUUAUUUGAAAAGACUGGGAAGACUGAGUUAUGCAUUAGUUCCAUUAAACCUAUUCCUUACUCUAAGACCAAAUUGGAUAUUGAGAAAAAAUUGCGCCUACACUGAUUUAAUACCGUUCCAUAAGUGGUUCUCACGUUUUAUUACCGUGAUUGGUUUGCUUCAUGGCAUUUUCUUCAUCGUUAAAUGGGCCAUGGAUGAUACUGUUUCCUUAAAGCAGAAAUUGAUUUUGAAAACUUUCAAUCUUGUCGGAUUUGUAGUAUCAAUUUUGAUACUGUUUUUGCUAAUUUGCUCAAUCGGGCCCAUCAGAAGAUACAAUUAUCGCCUGUUUUAUAUUGUGCAUAAUUUGGUUAACCUUGCAUUCAUCUUGCUCGUCCCCAUACAUUCAAGGCCCGGUGUGAAAUUUCCCUUCCUCCUACUGAAUUGUAUUCUAUUGUUUUUCCACAUUAUCAAUAGAGUAAUAUUCGCAAAACCACUAAUUCUCUUGAGUAAGAAUUCAAAUUACACGAAGACAAAUUUAGUCCACGUAAAAUUACCAAGAGCAGUCAUUCCAGAUUUCUUUGAGCCUGGGUCUCAUAUAAGAAUCAGCCCCUACAGAAUAAUUAAUCCGCUUUACUGGUUAUUGCCAUCCCACCCAUAUACGAUUGCCUCUUUGGCAGAGGACAGUUCAAUCGACCUCAUCAUAAAGGAGACUUCAACAAUCGAGGGAGCUAGUCAAAUAGAGUCUCUUCGCAGCAAUCCGAAAUCGUUUUAUUUAGAACAAGAAACUUCCUAUACUCUCGUUGGUUGUUAUCCUCCCUCUGUACCUGAAAAAUGCCUUUCUCAAGGCACAAACAUAGCCAUUGUGUGCGGUGGGUCUGGUAUAUCUUUUGGCCUACCAGUAUUUAGGUAUUUUUUAAACAAGGAGGAUGUGAAGUACCUGAAAAUCAUAUGGUUGAUAAAGAGUCAUUCCGAAUAUGAACUUGUUUUGAACUACUUGGAGGCAAAUGACAUAAAUUUUGAAAAUGCAUCGUCCAACAAUAAGAAGUUUUUAAUAUUUAUUAGUGGAAAUUAUCUUGUGGAAACUCGACCAAACGAAGCCCCCAAUAUUGAGGAUGAAAAUUCAGACUAUGAAAUGGGGUCUUUCACUAAUGAAGAUGAAGACCUUUCAAUCUCCAAUUUCAAUUCACAAAAUGCGUACAGCAACGGCAAUACUCCAGAGACAAGUCAUAGUCCUACGGCCAAGAAUGGGAACUUGAUUGAAGUAAAAUCAAAGCAUAGUUUUACUCUUCACAAGGAAUUAAGAGAAUUUCAAAAUGGAAACUCAGGAAAGGACAAGGAUCAAACAUGGUUGUUUUCAUGCGGUCCUCCGUCGCUACUACGGUUGACUCAGGAAUACUGUCAUGACGAAAAUAUUAAUUAUGUCUGUGAGACUUAUGGAUUGUAA
Molecule: messenger RNA, 1716 nt
Organism: Saccharomyces eubayanus
Lineage: Eukaryota; Fungi; Ascomycota; Saccharomycetes; Saccharomycetales; Saccharomycetaceae
Gene: AIM14
Product: putative metalloreductase
Exons: 1
Coding region: 1-1716 (571 amino acids)
Cellular component (GO): plasma membrane
Molecular function (GO): oxidoreductase activity
Source: RefSeq, a predicted model, not a curated record